Messenger RNA from Schistocerca gregaria, 1798 nucleotides. RefSeq names its product probable serine/threonine-protein kinase DDB_G0292354. Gene Ontology annotation, cellular component: nucleus; cytoplasm. NCBI's taxonomy places the organism in Eukaryota, Metazoa, Arthropoda, Insecta, Orthoptera, Acrididae. Gene Ontology annotation, molecular function: ATP binding; protein serine/threonine kinase activity. The record is from RefSeq and is a predicted model, not a curated record. The coding region runs from base 269 to 1579 and encodes 436 amino acids. The transcript has 3 exons. Gene Ontology annotation, biological process: peptidyl-serine phosphorylation; signal transduction.
AGUCCUUUGGUAUCCAAGAAUAACUUCAAAAACAUUCGUCUCGGCAGUUUUACGCAAAAAAACUUACAUGUUCGUUGUCGCUCGCCCGAGUUGGUUGAUUUCAUUCGAUAUAUGAGAACUCUUCCUGGCGCGGCUUCUGAUACAUGAUUUGUUUGCUCGCUGACCGGAGAAUAUAGCCUCUCUGAUAAAAAGGUUUUUGAUACUUGCCGCAGAAUCUUUGCAGGACUGCUAGGCGCCUUUGACAACUUUUUCGACUGUGACUUCAGUAAUGGACGACAAUAGAUGCUCAAGGACCGAUUCUAACACCAAACUCUAUUUAUUUAAUGUCGGGGACAAGAUUGAUACCAACUAUACGAUAAUAGCUCAGAUAGGAAGAGGCGGAUAUGGCGAAAUCUACAAAGCUCGGAGGUUGAGCGACGGUCUCGUUGUAGCAGUUAAGGUCGAAAAAUCAAAUAAACCAGGUAAUCUGGUGCAGGAAAUAAGAGUUUUGAAAGUCUUACAAGACUGCGGUGCAAGACAUAUUCCAAAGUUGCUAGCUGCUGGACAACAUUUAGGCAUCAGUUAUAUGGUCAUGGAGCUUUUGGGCCAAAACCUUUCCACGCAUCGAAAUCACCGACCGUCCCUUAUAUUCACACUACGUUGCACGUGUAUUAUUGCGAUUUUGAUGCUCAAGGCUAUUAAACAGGUUCACGACUAUGGGUUCUUGCAUCGAGAUAUCAAGCCAACCAAUUUCGUUAUCGGCAGUUUUAGGGAUCCGCGGGAGCUGUUUAUUAUUGAUUUUGGCCUCUCGAAGCAGUAUGUGAAGCCCGACGGAACGCUAAUCGCGAAGCGGCCCAGGUCUCGUUGGGUUGGUUCGUGGCGCUAUAUGUCUCCUAAUGUUCACCUGCAGAAGGACCAUGGGAGGCGCGACGAUAUGUGGGGAUUUCUCUACGUGAUUAUCGAACUUUAUUUAGGAACUUUGCCUUGGAAAUCGAUAAAGGGGCCGAAGAACGUGGACAGAAUCAGAGACAUCAAGUUAGCCUACAUGAACGAAAGGCUGACUUGCAAUCUUCCAGACGAAUUUACUCUUAUUUUGAAUCAUAUAAGGACAUUGUCCUUCGAAAGUAGGCCCAAUUAUCGGUACUUGCAUACGUUGCUCAUGACCAUGUACUUGCGAGAAGGCGGCACCAAGGACUCUGCCCGGUACGACUGGGAGGAUGACGUGCUGUACAGCAAGCUUUACGCGCCUUCCGGCGGCCUCCGCAUUAGCAUUAGCUCGAUUACCUCGGACGAGACCGUGUCGAAAGAGCAAGCUAUGCGUGCGAUUGAUAUCAAUGAAAAUAUGUCUCUUGUGCAAGACUGCAAACUGACGAGCAACGUAUCGCUUCAGAGCACGACGGACGUUGAACAAUCCGAAGGCGUAUUUGUAGAUACUCAGAUCUGCCUCCAGCAAGACGAAUUGGACGGAAAUCGCGGAUACGAAGAUAAUCGCCCAAACGUUCAAGAGAGGCAGUUUAAUGGAAAUGCAACAAAAAAAUUAAGCCGGUACAAAAGAUGGAAAUCAAAGUUGAAGCAUCACAUAACUUGCCACGUUCAAUAAUUUUCGAAAAUGUGGUAAACACUUUUUGGCGAGUUGCAAGUCUCACGGUGCGAGGUGGGCAUUCCUUCAAACAUUCUCACGCUCAGUAAGUUCGAAUGCAGAAAGGAUUUGGAAGAAUGGGUGACGCGCGAUAUAUUGUGUAUGGUCCUGUGUAUUGAAGGGUUGAAUAGAAAUGCGUUCAUCAAUCCCCCUUCUGAACGUAUUUGCGCAUUUUUUGGC